AUGAAAUCUUCAUUAUAUUUUAAUUUACUUCUACAAUUAUCUAAUUUUGGAAUUUCUCACUCCAAAGAUAUCCAAUAUCAUAAACGUUCCACAAGCAAUGAAGUGCACGAAGCUAGACAUAAUCAUAAACGUGCUAUUGCAACAACCCUUACCACUUUGACCACCUAUGUUGAUGUUAUGUAUACUAGUAAUUCUGAAAAAUCAACCACUGUCCCUUCUGCUUCCACCACAAUUUCUUCUUCGUCCUCUGCUUCAUAUUCUUCUGUCUCUGCUUCCUCUUCUUCUUCUUCUUCUUCUUCUUCUUCUUCCUCCUCCUCUUCUUCAAGUAUCGAUGGUGAUUUAUCUUCGUUCUCUAACCCAAAUGUUAAAUUCGAAGAUGGUGUCCUUGAUUGUUCUGCUGGUGUCCCGACUGGUAACGGUGUAAUUUCCCUUGAUUGGGUUGGACUCAGUGGUUGGGCUUCCAUUAUGAACGAAGACGGUAACACUCAAACUUCCUGUCAAAGUGGUUACUAUUGUUCUUAUGCUUGUCAAGCCGGUAUGUCCAAGACCCAAUGGCCAUCCUCUCAACCAAGUGAUGGUGAAACCCGUGGUGGUUUGAUUUGCACGGAUGGGAAGUUGUACAGAACCAACACCGACAAUGACUACUUGUGUGAAUGGGGUGAACAAACUGCUAAUGCUGUUUCUCAAAUCGAUAAGGUUGUCUCUUUGUGUAGAACAGACUAUCCAGGUUCCGAAAACAUGGUUGUCCCAACUAGAUUGACUGCGGGCUCCACCAAACCAAUGUCCGUUGUUAACUCUGGUACUUACUUCAAAUGGGAAAGCAAAGGUACAUCCUCUCAAUAUUACAUUAAUGAUGCUGGUGUCGAUGUUGAAGAUGGGUGUAUUUGGGGUACCGAUGGAAGUGGUAUUGGUAACUGGGCACCAGUCGUUGCCGGCGCUGGUAUGACCGAUAGUGUCACUUACUUGAGUAUUAUUCCAAACCCAAACAACAAGACUCCGCCAUCUUACUCUUUGAAAAUUGAAGCUGCUGAUGGUGCCAGUGUUGUGGGAGAUUGUGUUUACGCUAAUGGUGUUUAUAACGGUGAUGGAACUGACGGUUGUACUGUUAGUGUCACCAGUGGUACCGCCAACUUUGUUUUCUAUUAG
Saccharomycopsis crataegensis is the source of this 1146-nucleotide messenger RNA. RefSeq names its product SUN domain-containing protein. Gene Ontology annotation, biological process: fungal-type cell wall organization. The record is from RefSeq and is a predicted model, not a curated record. Gene Ontology annotation, cellular component: cell surface; fungal-type cell wall. The coding region runs from base 1 to 1146 and encodes 381 amino acids. The transcript has a single exon. Lineage: Eukaryota; Fungi; Ascomycota; Saccharomycetes; Ascoideales; Saccharomycopsidaceae.